This is a messenger RNA of Adineta ricciae, 603 nucleotides long. Lineage: Eukaryota; Metazoa; Rotifera; Eurotatoria; Adinetida; Adinetidae. The record is from the annotation of a GenBank genome assembly.
AUGAUUGAAGAAGAAGUCGGAGGAAAAAUGGAAAGCUUUGCAGCAAAUCGUUCAGAUGCGCCAAGUCGGUGUACAUAUAUUCUUCAUGGUGAUCAGACAAAAUGUCUAGAUCAUCUGACUUUCGAACAAAAAUCACAUCGGCAAGAUGCAGGCAUUCAAUGUAAUGUUUUGACAAAACUGGAAUAUAUGGAUCCUGGUGGUAGUAUCAAAGAUCGAAUUGGUUUAUGUAUGAUUGAACAAGCUGAAAGGAAUGGAUCGUUGAAAUCUAAUGAUACUAUCAUUGAAUCGACAGCUGGAAACACAGGUGUUGGGUUAGUAUCGGUCUGCGCAAUAGACGUACCUCGGGCAUUGGGUGCAGAAAUUGUUCGUACGCCAACGAUUGCACCGUUCGAUUUACAUGAAUCAGAUAUUGCUGUAGCUCAUCGAUCGAAAAGCAAUAUUCCUAAUUCACAUAUCCUAGAUCAAUAUCGACAUUCUUAUAAUUCCAUCGCACAUUAUGAUACAACAGCAGAAGAAAUUUUUCAAGCAUGCAACAGACAAGUUGACAUGAUCGUCGUCAGAGCUGGAAUAUGCAAUCUAGAAAUGUAUAACGAGUAUUGGUAA